AUGGGCAAGAAGGACAUGAGCCAGGUAGCUAUCAAUACGUCUGUCUGUCUGUCUGUCUGUCUGUCUGUCUGUCUGUCUGUCUGUCUGUCUGUCUGUCUUAACACCUUGCCCAUGUACUAAUCCCACCGGAGACGGGGUUCAAUACUUGUUUCCAGCCCUUCCUACUGUCUUCCCACUUUACUGUAACCCCCUCAGUUUCCAACUGUCUGAAUAAAGCGUCAAAUGUAAUAAAUAUAUUUUAAAAUAUCUUGUCAUACCAUGUUCAUCUGUAGAUCGAUGAGAAGAUCAGUGCACGGUACCAGCAGGUGAUGAAGGAGUGGAAGGCCUGCGAGGUGAUAGUCAAGCAGAGAGAGAAAGAGAUGCAGUCGGCCAUCUUUGCUAAGCUGUCUUCAGGAAGCAGCAUAGACAGCCACGUCCUCCGACUCAGACAAUCCACUCUCUGCAACGAGGUGGGUGACACUGAUUGAUUGGUUGGUUGAUUAAUUUGUUGGCUGGUUGGUUGAUUAAUUCGUUGAUUGGUUGGUUGAUUGAUUGAUUGGUUGAUUGAAUAAAUGUUUUUCUUUUUGUCAUUAUAAAAACACCAUAACAUAAAACUAGAACGGGUCGUUUUUCUGAGGAGAAAUUGUGUUUGUUGUAGCUGUUUAUAUAAAACCUACCUCUACCACCACCUUUUCAUCCUCCUCCUCCCCCUUCUCCCUCCUCCUCCCACCUUCUCCAUCCUCCUCCCCCCUUCUCCAUCCUCCUCCCCCCUUCUCCCUCCUCCUCCCCCCUUCUCCCUCCUCCUCCCCCUUCUCCAUCCUCCUCCCCCCUUCUCCAUCCUCCUCCCCCCACCUUCUCCCUCCUCCUCCCACCUUCUCCCUCCACCUCCCCCCUUCUCCCUCCACCUCCCCCCUUCUCCCUCCUCCUCCUCCCCCCUUCUCCCUCCUCCUCCUCGCACCUUCUCCCUCCUCCUCUCCCCUUCUCCCUCCUCCCCCCAUUCCUCCCUCCUCCUAGGUGUUCAUGUCAGUGGAUGAGCCCGACGCGGGGGGGCAGGACACCCCAGGGGGGAGCGGAGGAGACACCCCCGGCCUCUCUACAGUUGUACCUCUUGCAGCCGGUGGAGCACUAGCUCCUGAUGAGCGCCCCCUAGUGGAGUUUGACUCCCCUGACUCCGGCCUCCCGUCCUCCCGGAACUACUCUGUCACCUCCGGGAUUCUCUCCUCUAUCGACGACGGCACGGAGGAGGAGGAGGCCCGGACACACUCCCACAGUGAGAUGGAGGAGGAGGCCCGGACACACUCCCACAGUGAGAUGGAGGAGGAGGCCCGGACACACUCCCACAGUGAGAUGGAGGAGCGACAGGAGUCGUUGAGUGAGGAGAGGCUGUGCAGUCAGCUGGAUAAGUUGAUGACCAAUGGGAAUGGAGGAGCAGAGGGGAUGCCUUCGCUGUCCUCCUAUACGGUAGGUACUGGGGACACACGCACGCACGCACGCACGCACGCACGCACGCACACACACACACACACACACACACACACACACACACACACACACACACACACACACACACACACACACACACACACACACACACAGGGAGAUACUCAAUAAAGAGUCCCUACACUCACAGGGAACAUCAUUGAAUUGCAUAUCCAAACACGUAGAUCACAUUUUAAUACUGUUCUGAAUACUGUUCUGAAUACUGUUCUAUAAAGGCUUUACUGCAUUUAUAUUUACUCUUCAAGUGAACUGAAGUGAAUUGAAACGGAUCAAAUGAAUUGAAUUGAAUUGAAUUGAAGUGUGUGUGUGUGCAGAUUGAGUUGUUGGACACAGUGGCUCUGAACCUCCACAGGAUAGACAAGGAUGUCCAGCGCUGUGAUCGUAACUACUACUACUUUACGACCGCUAACCUGGAGAAACUACGCAACGUCAUGUGCAGGUAAACACGCGCAUACACACACACACACACACACACACACACACACACACACACACACACACACACACACACACACACACACACACACACACACAGACACACAGACACACAGACACACACACACACACACACACACAGACACACACACACACACAGACACACACACACACACACACACACACACACACACACACACUUUUAUUUGCUCACUCAUUCACUCAUUAUUUCAUGACUCCUCUUCGUGUUUCCCCCUUCGAUCCCCCCUCUUCCCCAUCCUGUUCCAGCUAUGUGUGGGACCACCUGGAGAUGGGUUAUGUCCAGGGGAUGUGCGACCUGCUGGCCCCGCUCAUGGUCAUCCUGGACGAUGGUAGGAACCCCAGACACCAUGGCUGCCUUCCAAUUACCACCCUAUUCCCUAUACUGUGCACUUAUUUUGACCAGGGCCCUAUGGAGCCCAUAAGCUGUUAGCUGUUAGCUGUUAGCUAUUAGCUGUUAGCUAGCUAUUAGUAAUGUACCAUUAAAUCAAAUCAAAUCAAAUCAAUUUUUAUUGGCCACAUGCGCCGAAUACAACAGGUGCAGACAUUACAGUGAAAUGCUUACUUACAGCCCUUAACCAACAGUGCAUUUAUUUUUAACAAAAAAGUAAAAAUAAAACAACAACAAAAAAAGUGUUGAGAAAAAAAGAGCAGAAGUAAAAUAAAAUAACAGUAGGGAGGCUAUAUAUACAGGGGGGUACCGGUGCUGAGUCAAUGUGCGGGGGCACCGGCUAGUUGAGGUAGUUGAAGUAAUAUGUACAUGUGGGUAGAGUUAAAGUGACUAUGCAUAAAUAAUUAACAGAGUAGCAGCAGCGUAAAAGGAUGGGGUGGGGGGGCAGUGCAAAUAGUCCGGGUAGCCAUGAUUAGCUGUUCAGGAGUCUUAUGGCUUGGGGGUAGAAGCUGUUGAGAAGUCUUUUGGACCUAGACUUGGCACUCCGGUACCGCUUGCCGUGCGGUAGCAGAGAGAACAGUCUAUGACUAGGGUGGCUGGAGUCUUUGACAAUUUUGAGGGCCUUCCUCUGACACCGCCUGGUAUAGAGGUCCUGGAUGGCAGGAAGCUUGGCCCCAGUGAUAUAAUAAUAAUAAUAAUAAUAAUAUAAUAUAAUAGUAUAUAUAGUGAUGUACUGGGCCGUACGCACUACCCUCUGUAGUGCCUUGCGGUCGGAGGCCAAGCAGUUGCCAUACCAGGCGGUGACGCAACCAGUCAGGAUGCUCUCGAUGGUGCAGCUGUAUAAUUUUUUGAGGAUCUGAGGACCCAUGCCAAAUCUUUUCAGUCUCCUGAGGGGGAAUAGGCUUUGUCGUGUCCUCUUCACGACUGUCUUGGUGUGUUUGGACCAUGAUAGUUCGUUGGUGAUGUGGACACCAAGGAACUUGAAGCUCUCAACCUGUUCCACUACAGCCCCGUCGAUGAGAAUGGGGGCGUGCUCAGUCCUCUUUUUUUUCCUGUAGUCCACAAUCAUCUCCUUUGUCUUGGUCACGUUGAGGGAGAGGUUGUUGUCCUGGCACCACACGGCCAGGUCUCUGACCUCCUCCCUAUAGGCUGUCUCAUCGUUGUCGGUGAUCAGGCCUACCACUGUUGUGUCGUCGGCAAACUUAAAGAUGGUGUUGGAGUCGUGCCUGGCCAUGCAGUCAUGGGUGAACAGGGAGUACAGAAGGGGACUGAGCACGCACCCCUGAGGGGCCCCCGUGUUGAGGAUCAGUGUGGCAGAUGUGUUGUUACCUACCCUUACCACCUGGGGGCGGCCCGUCAGGAAGUCCAGGAUCCAGUUGCAGAGGGAGGUGUUUAGUCCCAGGAUCCUUAGCUUAGUGAUGAGCUUUGAGGGCACUAUGGUGUUGAAUGCUGAGCUGUAGUCAAUGAAUAGCAUUCUCACGUAGGUGUUCCUCUUGUCCAGGUGGGAAAGGGCAGUGUGGAGUGCAAUAGAGAUUGCAUCGUCUGUGGAUCUGUUGGGGCGGUAUGCCAAUUGGAGUGGGUCUAGGGUUUCUGGGAUAAUGCUGUUGAUGUGAGCCAUGACCAGCCUUUCAAAGCACUUCAUGGCUACAGACGUCAGUGCUACGGGUCGGUAGUCAUUUAGGCAGGUUAUCUUAGAGUCGUUGGGCACGGGGACUAUGGUGGUCUGCUUGAAACAUGUUGGUAUUACAGACUCAGUCAGGGACAUGUUGAAAAUGUCAGUGAAGACACUUGCCAGUUGGUCAGCACAUGCUCGGAGUACACGUCCUGGUAAUCCGUCUGGCCCUGCGGCCUUGUGAAUGUUGACCUGCUUAAAAGUCUUACUCACAUCGGCUACGGAGAGCGUGAUCACAUAGUCAUCCGGAACAGCUGGUGCUCUCAUGCAUGCUUCAGUGUUGCUUGCCUCGAAGCGAGCAUAGAAGUGGUUUAGCUCGUCUGGUAGGCUUGUGUCACUGGGCAGCUCGCGGCUGUGGUUCCCUUUGUAGUCUGUAAUAGUUUUCAAGCCCUGCCACAUCUGACGAGCAUCAGAGCCAGUGUAGUACGAUUCAAUCUUAGUCCUGUAUUGACUCUUUGCCUGUUUGAUGGUUCGUCGGAGGGCAUAGCGGGAUUUCUUAUAAGCGUCCGGGUUAGAGUCCCGCUCCUUGAAAGCGGCAGCUCUACCCUUUAGCUCAGUGCGGAUGUUUCCUGUAAUCCAUGGCUUCUGGUUGGGGUAUGUACGUACGGUCACUGUGGGGACGACAUCAUCGAUGCACUUAUUGAAGAAGCCAGUGACUGAUGUGGUGUACUCCUCAAUGCUAUCCGAAGAAUCCCGGAACAUGUUCCAGUCUGUGCUAGCAAAACAGUCCUGUAGCUUAGCAUCUGCGUCAUUAGCAAUUACAGUGAGGGGAAAAAAGUAUUUGAUCCCCUGCUGAUUUUGUACGUUUGCCCACUGACAAAGAAAUUAUCAGUCUAUAAUUUUAAUAGUAGGUUUAUUUGAACAGUGAGAGACAGAAUAACAACAACAAAAUCCUGAAAAACGCAUGUCAAAAAUGUUAUAAAUUGAUUUGCAUUUUAAUGAGGGAAAUAAGUAUUUGACCCCCUCUCAAUCAGAAAGAUUUCUGGCUCCCAGGUGUCUUUUAUACAGGUAACGAGCUGAGAUUAGGAGCACACUCUUAAAGGGAGUGCUCCUAAUCACAGCUUGUUACCUGUAUAAAAGAUACCUGUCCACAGAAGCAAUCAAUCAAUCAGAUUCCAAACUCUCCACCAUGGCCAAGACCAAAGAGCUCUCCAAGGAUGUCAGGGACAAGAUUGUAGACCUACACACGGCUGGAAUGGGCUACAAGACCAUCGCCAAGCAGCUUGGUGAGAAGGUGACAACAGUUGGUGCGAUUAUUCGCAAAUGGAAGAAACCCAAAAUAACUGUCAAUCUCCCUCGGCCUGGGGCUCCAUGCAAGAUCUCACCUCGUGGAGUUGCAAUGAUCAUGAGAACGGUGAGGAAUCAGCCCAGAACUACACGGGAGGAUCUUGUCAAUGAUCUCAAGGCAGCUGGGACCAUAGUCACCAAGAAAACUAUUGGUAACACACUACGCCGUGAAGGACUGGAAUCCUGCAGCGCCCGCAAGGUCCCCCUGCUCAAGAAAGCACAUAUACAGGCCCGUCAAAAGUUUGCCAAUGAACAUCUGAAUGAUUCAGAGGAGAACUGGGUGAAAGUGUUGUGGUCAGAUGAGACCAAAAUCGAGCUCUUUGGCAUCAACUCAACUCGCCGUGUUUGGAGGAGGAGGAAUGCUGCCUAUGACCCCAAGAACACCAUCCCCACCGUCAAACUUGGAGGUGGAAACAUUAUGCUUUGGGGGUGUUUUUCUGCUAAGGGGACAGGACAACUUCACCACAUCAAAGGGACGAUGGACAGCGUCAUGUACCGUCAAAUCUUGGGUGAGAACCUCCUUCCCUCAGCCAGGGCAUUGAAAAUGGGUCGUGGAUGGGUAUUCCAGCAUGACAAUGACCCAAAACACACGGCCAAGGCAACAAAGGAGUGGCUCAAGAAUAAACACAUUAAGGUCCUGGAGUGGCCUAGCCAGUCUCCAGACCUUAAUCCCAUAGGAAAUCUGUGGAGGGAGCUGAAGGUUCGAGUUGCCAAACGUCAGCCUCGAAACCUUAAUGACUUGGAGAAGAUCUGCAAAGAGCAGUGGGACAAAAUCCCUCCUGAGAUGUGUGCAAACCUGGUGGCCAACUACAAGAAACGUCUGACCUCUGUGAUUGCCAACAAGGGUUUUGCCACCAAGUACUAAGUCAUGUUUUGCAGAGGGGUCAAAUACUUAUUUCCCUCAUUAAAAUGCAAAUCAAUUUAUGACAUUUUUGACAUGCGUUUUUCUGGAUAUUUUUUGUUGUUAUUCUGUCUCUCACUGUUCAAAUAAACCUACCAUUAAAAUUAUAGACUGAUCCUCUGUAGCUCAAUUGAUAGAGCAUGGCGCUUGUAACGCCAGGGUAGUGGGUUCGAUCCCCAGGACCACCCAUACGUUAAAAUGUAUGCACACAUGACUGUAAAUCGCAUUGGAUAAAAGCGUCUGCUCAAUGGCAUAUUAUUAUAUUAUAUAAUGUCUUUGUCAGUGGGCAAACGUACAAAAUCAGCAGGGGAUCAAAUACUUUUUUCCCUCACUGUAUAGCCAUUUGCAAUGAGCUUUUACCCAUUAGUCGUUAGCCGUUGCAUUACACAGUGAUCAGUGAGUGAAGGGAAAUGUAUGGGUCUAAUCCUUGGCCACAAUAGACAGAAAAAGGACCCCCCUCUCUCCCUGUCUCCCCCAUCCCUCCCUGUCUCCCCCCUCCCUGUAUACCCCUCCAUGUAUCCCCCUCCCUCCCUCCCUCCCUGUCUCCCCCAUCCCUCCCUGUCUCCCUCCCUGUCUCCCCCAUCCCUCCCUGUCUCCCUCCCUGUCUCCCCCCUUCCUCCCUGUCUCCCCCCCUCCCUCCCCCCUCCCUCCCUGUCUCCUCCCCUGUCUCCCCCCCUCCCUCCCUGUCUCCCCCCUCCCUCCCUGUCUCCCCCAUCCCUCCCUGUCUCCCCCAUCCCUCCCUGACUCCCUCCCUGUCUCCCCCAUCCCUCCCUGUCUCCCUCCCUGUCUCCCCCCUUCCUCCCUGUCUCCCCCCUCCCUCCCUGUCUCCUCCCCUGUCUCCCCUGUCCCUCCCUCCCUGUCUCCCUCCCUGUCUCCCCUGUCCCUCCCUCCCUGUCUCCCUCCCUGUCUCCCCUGUCCCUCCCUCCCACCUUCCCUCCCUCCCUCCCUCCCUCCCGCCAUCAGAGUGUCUGGCGUACAGCUGUUUCACCCAGCUGAUGAAGAGGAUGAGCCAGAACUUCCCCAACGGCGGAGCCAUGGACACACACUUCGCCAACAUGAGGUCCCUUAUACAGGUAGGGUGUGUGUUUGUGGUGUGUGCACAGAAGUGAGUGUUCAAAUGAUACUAACAUGACCCCUGACCUCUGGUCUCAUCUGGUGUGGUCUCUGUUUGAUGAUGUCAUCAGAUCCUAGAUCCGGAGCUGUUUGAGCUGAUGCAUCAGAAUGGAGACUACACCCACUUCUAUUUCUGUUACCGCUGGUUCCUGCUGGACUUCAAAAGAGGUACGAUACGCUUCACAAACUACACUAUUUUUAUUCAUUUAAUUACAUUUUUGAGGGGGUAUUUUGAAGCUUUACUUAGACAGUUAUGAAAGGAGAGGGGGUUCCAGGCAGGUAGGAGAAACAGUGUGACCAUAGGGACAAAGUGGCUCAGACACCAGACGGAUGUAGCAGGGACUCUGGACUCACGGAUUAUGAAGGGAAAGCCAGCCACGCUGCGGACAGUGAUGCCUCGCUCCCGGACAAGCUAAACACCUUUUUCCCCCGCUUCGAAGACAACACAGAGCCACCGACGCGGACCACCGCCGCUCAUGAGGACUGUGAGCUCUCGUUCUCCGUGGCCGACGUGUGUAAGACGUUUAAACGUGUUAACCCUCGCAAGGCUGCCAGCCCAGACAGCGUCACAAUCCGCGUCCUCAGUGUAUGCGCAGACCAGCUGGCUGGAGUGUUUACGGACAUCCCUAUCCCAGUCUGCUGUCCCCACUUGCUUUAAGAUGUCCACCAUUGUUCCUGUACCCAAGAAAGCAAAGGUAACUGAACUAAAUGACUAUCGCCCUGUAGCACUCACUUCUGUCAUCAUUGCUUUGAGAGACUAGUUAAGGAUCAUAUCACCUCUACCUUACCCGACACCCUAGACCCACUACAAUUUGCAUACCGCCCCAACAGAUCCACGGAUUACGCAAUCGCCCUCCCACUGCCCACUACCCACUGCCCACUACCCACUACCCACUGCCCACUGCCCACUACCCACUGCCCACUACCCACUACCCACUGCCCACUACCCACUACCCACUGCCCACUGCCCACUACCCACUGCCCACUACCCACUACCCACUACCCACUACCCACUACCCACUACCCACUACCCACUACCCACUGCCCACUACCCACUACCCACUACCCACUACCCACUACCCACUGCCCACUACCCACUACCCACUACCCACUACCCACUGCCCACUACCCACUACCCACUACCCACUACCCACUGCCCACAACCCACUACCCACUACCCACUACCCACUACCCACUACCCACUGCCCACUACCCACUGCCCACUACCCACUGCCCACUACCCACUACCCACUACCCACUACCCACUACCCACUACCCACUGCCCACUACCCACUACCCACUACCCACUACCCACUACCCACUGCCCACUACCCACUACCCUAUCCCAUCUGGACAAGAGGAAUACCUACAGUAUAUAUUUAUAUUCCGGACUCUGACGUUGCUCAUUCUGAUAUUUCUUAAUUUCUUUCUUUUUUGUAGGGGGUAUUUGUGUGUAUUGUUUUGUAUUGUUAGGUAUUACUGCACUGUUGGAGCUAGAAACAUAAGCAUUUCGCUGCACCUGCAAUAACAUCUGCAAAAUAUGUCUACGAUACCAAUCAAAUUUGAUUUGAUUUGAACAGUGGGAAGGGUGUAAUGCUGGGAUUGAACCAUGGUCUUCAGUGGCACAAUGCUAGCUGUGCCACUAGAGAUCCUGGUUCGAAUCCAGGCUCUGUCGUAGCCGGCCGCGACCGGGAGACCCAUGGGGCGGCGCACAAUUGGCCCAGCGUCGUCCAGGGUAGGGGAGGGAAUGGCCGGCAGGGAUGUAGUUCAGUUGGUAGAGCAUGGCGUUUGCAACGCCAGGGUUGUGGGUUCGAUUCCCUCGGGGGGCCCAGUAUGAAAAAAAUAAACAUGUAUGCACUCACUAACUGUAAGUCGCUCUGGAUAAGAGCGUCUGCUAAAUGACUAAAAUGUAAAAUGUACGAGGAGGCUCUGCACAGCAACUCAACUCUUUCUCUUUUCUAGUGUGGGAACAUAGUACACUGGAUUUCUGUAUGACAUUUCAGAUUGGAGUUGAAAUACAACUCAAGUAACUGUGUGUGUGUGUGUGUCCUCUGUAUGUGUGUGUCUGUGUGUGGAUCUCCUCUGUGUGUGUGUGUGUGUGUAUCUGUGUGUGUGUGUGUGGAUCUCCUCUGUGUGUGUGUGUGUGUGUGUGUGUGUGUGUGGAUCUCCUCUGUGUGUGUGUGUGUGUGUGUGUGUGUGUGUGUGUGUGUGUGUGUGUGUGUGUGUGUGUGUCUCCCCUCCAGAGAUGCUGUACCAGGAUGUGUUCUCAGUAUGGGAGGUGAUCUGGGUGGCCCCCCGUAUCUCCUCUCAGCACUUCGUCCUGUUCCUGGCGCUGGCUCUGGUAGAGGUCUACAGGGAGAUCAUCAGAGAUAACACCAUGGACUUCACUGACAUCAUCACAUUCUUCAAUGGUGACAGACAGACAGACAUACAGAUGUUUAGUCCCAAUUGACACCCUAUUCCCUUUAUAGUGCACUACUUUGGACCAGGGCUCUAUGGAUCCGGUCAAAGUAGUGCACUAUGUAGGGAAUAGGGUGCCAGUUAGGACCCCAACAAGGACAUGGUAAAAUGUGUUGUGAUGGAGCAGACUGUGUUCAUUGUAUAAAACCAUCUCCCUGACUUCCUGUGUGUAUAAAACCAUCCCCCUGACUUCCUGUGUGUAUAAAACCAGCUCCCUGACUUCCUGUGUGUAUAAAACCAUCUCCCUGACUUCCUGUGUGUAUAAAACCAUCACCCUGACUUCCGGUGUGUAUAAAACCAGCUCCCUGACUUCCUGUGUGUAUAAAACCAUCUCCCUGACUUCCUGUGUGUAUAAAACCAUCACCCUGACUUCCGGUGUGUAUAAAACCAUCUCCCUGACUUCCUGUGUGUAUAAAGCCAUCUCCCUGACUUCCUGUGUGUAUAAAGCUAUCUCCCUGACUUCCGGUGUGUAUAAAGCCUUCUCCCUGACUUCCGGGGUGUAUAAAACCAUGUCCCUGACUUCCUGUGUGUAUAAAACCAUGUCCCUGACUUCCUGUGUGUAUAAAACCAUCUCCCUGACUUCCGGUGUGUAUAAAACCAUCUCCCUGACUUCCUGUGUGUAUAAAACCAGCUCCCUGACGUCCGGUGUGUAUAAAGCCAUCUCCCUGACUUCCUGUGUGUAUAAAACCAUUUCCCUGACUUCCUGUGUGUAUAAAACCAUGUCCCUGACUUCCUGUGUGUAUAAAACCAUCUCCCUGACUUCAUGUGUGUAUAAAACCAUCUCCCUGACUUCCUGUGUGUAUAAAACCAUCUCCCUGACUUCCUGUGUGUAUAAAACCAUCUCCCUGACUUCCUGUGUGUAUAAAACCAUCUCCCUGACUUCCGGUGUGUAUAAAACCAUCUCCCUGACUUCCUGUGUGUAUAAAGCCAUCUCCCUGACUUCCUGUGUGUAUAAAGCUAUCUCCCUGACUUCCUGUGUGUAUAAAGCUAUCUCCCUGACUUCCGGUGUGUAUAAAGCCAUCUCCCUGACUUCCGGGGUGUAUAAAACCAUGUCCCUGACUUCCUGUGUGUAUAAAACCAUGUCCCUGACUUCCUGUGUGUAUAAAACCAUCUCCCUGACUUCCUGUGUGUAUAAAGCCAUCUCCCUGACUUCCUGUGUGUAUAAAACCAUCUCCCUGACUUCCUGUGUGUAUAAAACCAUCUCCCUGACUUCCUGUGUGUAUAAAACCAUUUCCCUGACUUCCUGUGUGUAUAAAACCAGCUCCCUGACUUCCGGUGUGUAUAAAACCAUCUCCCUGACUUCCUGUGUGUAUAAAACCAACUCCCUGACUUCCUGUGUGUAUAAAACCAUCUCCCUGACUUCCGGUGUGUAUAAAACCAGCUCCCUGACUUCCGGUGUGUAUAAAACCAGCUCCCUGACGUCCGGUGUGUAUAAAGCCAUCUCCCUGACUUCCUGUGUGUAUAAAACCAUCUCCCUGACUUCCUGUGUGUAUAAAACCAUUUCCCUGACUUCCUGUGUGUAUAAAACCAUCUCCCUGACUUCAUGUGUGUAUAAAACCAACUCCCUGACUUCCUGUGUGUAUAAAACCAUCUCCCUGACUUCCUGUGUGUAUAAAACCAUCUCCCUGACUUCCUGUGUGUAUAAAACCAUCUCCCUGACUUCCUGUGUGUGUUUGUAUAACAGAGAUGGCAGAGCGUCAUGACGUGCAGCACAUCCUUCAGAUCGCCAGAGAGCUGGUGCACAAGGUCCAGUCUCUCAUCGAGAACAAGUGAUGAGGAGGAGGAUGAACAGGGCCAGAGGGAGAAGAGGAGAGGUAGAGAGGAGCCAGAUACCAUCACAGCACCCCUGUACCUCUCCACCCCUUGAUCCACCCAUCCAUCCUCUGCAUCCAGCACAGCUCCCUCCCUCUCUUACCCCUCUUUACCUCUCCCAAACCUGGGGAAGAGAGAGAGACAUGGGCCCUCUAUCCCUCCAGCCGGACCAGUGAAGGGUGAAGCUCCAGGUGACCAUCCUGGCCUGGAUGCAGGAGAGAACAGGGGGAAAGGGAUGCUGGCUGGGCCCAGGUUUAGAUCUGGUUCCAAUGCUAGGUCUAGGUCUGGGUCUAGGUCUGGUCCUAGUCUAGUUCCUGGUCUAGGUCUGGACCUGGUUUGUAGAUGUUGUUUACAAGCACCCGGUCACAGAAUGCCAUGCUUGGUUGGUGGUUGUUGUCAGAUGUGUGGAGUUGUCUGCAUGCUGGGUAGUUUGAUCACACUGUGACUGCCCCAUCUUAUUAUUCUCCACUAAACUCCAUUAUCAGUACAUACCCUUCUCCAUAAACCAGAGACCCCUGACCUCCUCAUCACAGAGACCAGAGACCCCCUGACCUCUCCAUCACAGAGACCAGAGACCCAUGACCUCCUCAUCACAGACACCAGAUACCCCUGACCUCCUCAUUACAGAGACCAGAGACCCCCUGACCUCUCCAUCACAGAGACCAGAGACCCCCUGACCUCUCCAUCACAGAGACCAGAGACCCCCUGACCUCUCCAUCACAGAGACCAGAGACCCCCUGACCUCCUCAUCACAGAGACCCCCUGACCUCUCCAUCACAGAGACCAGAGACCCCCUGCCCUCUCAAUCACAGAGACCAGAGACCCCCUGACCUCCUCAUCACAGAGACCAGAGACCCCCUGACCUCUCCAUCACAGAGACCCAUGACCUCCUCAUCACAGAGACCAGAGACCCCCUGACCUCUCCAUCACAGAGACCAGAGACCCAUGACCUCCUCAUCACAGAGACCAGAGACCCCUGACCUCCUCAUCACAGAGACCAGAGACCCCCUGACCUCUCCAUCACAGAGACCAGAGACCCCCUGACCUCUCCAUCACAGAGACCAGAGACCCCCUGACCUCUCCAUCACAGAGACCAGAGACCCCCUGACCUCUCCAUCACAGAGACCAGAGACCCCCUGACCUCUCCAUCACAGAGACCAGAGACCCCCUGCCCUCUCAAUCACAGAGACCAGAGACCCCCUGACCUCUCCAUCACAGAGACCAGAGACCCCCUGCCCUCUCAAUCACAGAGACCAGAGACCCCCUGCCCUCUCCAUCACAGAGACCAGAGACCCCCUGACCUCUCCAUCACAGAGACCAGAGACCCCCUGA
Messenger RNA from Coregonus sp. 'balchen', 12921 nucleotides. The record is from the annotation of a GenBank genome assembly. NCBI's taxonomy places the organism in Eukaryota, Metazoa, Chordata, Actinopteri, Salmoniformes, Salmonidae.